AUGAAGGGGAACUCCAUGGAGAGUCAUAACCUAAGACAAAUAAGAAUUCAUACUGGAGAGAAACUCUAUGAAGGUGUCCAACAUUUUGAAGCCUUUGCGUAUCACAGUAGUCUCCUAACACAUAAAACAAGAGUUGAUGGAGAGAAAACCUAUGAGUGUAACCAAUGUGGUAAAGAUUUUGUGUCUCACAGUUCUCUUCAAAGUCAUCAAAGUGUACAUACUGGACGGAAAGGUUUUGAAUAUAACCAUUGUGAGAAGUGUUAUGAAUGUAGUCAAUGUUGCAAAUGCUUUACACAUCCAUAUGAUUUGUUUUAUCACAAAAAUUUACACACAGGAGAGAAACCCUAUGAGUGUCAUCAGUGUGGUAAAGCCUUUAUAGUUAAAAGUCAUCUUCAAAUACAUAGAAGAACACAUACUAGAGAGAAACCCUUUGAAUGUAACCAAUGUGGUAAAGCCUUUACACAAAGUAGUAGUCUUCUAACGCAUAAAAGAAUACAUACUGGAGAGAACCCUUUUCAAUAUAACCAAUGUGGUAAAGCCUUUUCAAGAAAUUGUCAUCUUCUAAGACAUAAAAGCACACACACUGGAGAGAAACAUUUCAAAUGUAACCAAUGUGAUAAAGCCUUUGCAAGAAACUGUCUUCUCCUAACUCAUAUAAGAAUACAUAGUAGAGAGAAACCUUUUGAAUGUAAGCAAUGUGGUAAAGCCUUUAAACAAAUUGGAAAUCCUCUAUCACAUAAAAGAGUACAUACUGGAGAGAAACCUUUUGAAUGUAACCAAUGUGGUAAAGCCUUUACACAAAAUAGGAGUCUUAUAAAACAUAAAAGAGUACACACUAGAGAGAAACCUUUUGAAUGUAAUCAAUGUGGUAAAGCCUUUGUGCAAAAUAGUAGUCUUGUAAUACAUAAAAGAAUACAUACUGGAGAGAAACCUUUUGAAUGUAACCAAUGUGGUAAAGCCUUUGCACAAAAUAGUAGUCUUCUAUCACAUAAAAGAGUACAUACUGGAGAGAAACCUUUUGAAUGUAACCAAUGUGGUAAAGCCUUUACACAAAGUAGUAAUCUUCUCAGACAUAAAAGAAUACAUACUGGAGAGAAACCUUUUGAAUGUAACCAGUGUGGUAAAGCCUUUGUGCGAAAUAGUAGUCUUGUAAUACAUAAAAGAAUACAUACGGGAGAGAAACCUUUUGAUUGUAACCAGUGUGGUAAAGCCUUUGUGCAAAAUAGUAAUCUUGUAUCACAUAAAAGAGUACAUACUGGAGAGAAACCUUUUGAAUGUAACCAGUGUGGUAAAGCCUUUGCACAAAAUAGCAAUCUUCUAAAACAUAAAAAAAUACAUCCUGGAGAGAAACCUUUUAAAUGUAACCAAUGUGAUUAAGCCUUUACAAAUAUGGGUAAUCUUCUAACACAUAAAAGAAUACAUACUGGAGAGAAACAUUUUGAAUGUAACCAGUGUGGUAAAGUCUGCACAUAA
Apodemus sylvaticus (European woodmouse) is the source of this 1473-nucleotide messenger RNA. RefSeq names its product zinc finger protein OZF-like. The record is from RefSeq and is a predicted model, not a curated record. Gene Ontology annotation, cellular component: nucleus. Gene Ontology annotation, biological process: regulation of transcription by RNA polymerase II. The transcript is spliced from 3 exons. Lineage: Eukaryota; Metazoa; Chordata; Mammalia; Rodentia; Muridae. Gene Ontology annotation, molecular function: RNA polymerase II cis-regulatory region sequence-specific DNA binding; DNA-binding transcription factor activity, RNA polymerase II-specific.